UUGACCAACCCAUAUACCUUUAUUCUCAGUUAGGGUUUAUUGCGAGCUUCGUUCUCACUAACUUCAAAACCCUGGGAAACUACUCGCACUGUCUGAGCAGAGAGAAGAGAGCAAUAAUGGAGGCCAACGGAGGUGAGUCGUCUCGAAUUCUCCGCGAAAUUGAGAAUUUGAAGUCUGCGAAGAGUGAAAUCGAGCGCCGAAUAUCAGAUCUCGAAGCUCAACUUCGUGAUAUCGAUGAAAAGGACGAGACCAAGACGAAUUCGACUCGAUCGUGCCCUCCACUGUCAAACGGUGACUCAGGUUUUGGCCAUGGAUUGUCGCCCGAUAUGAUCUACAGAUAUAGUCGUCAGCUCUUGCUUCCUUCCUUUGGUGUUCAAGCACAGUCAAGUCUCUUGAAGGCUUCAAUUUUAGUUGUUGGAGCUGGAGGGUUGGGAUCACCUGCUCUUUUGUACCUUGCUGCCUGUGGUGUUGGUCGCUUAGGUAUUGUUGAUCAUGAUGUAGUUGAGCUUAACAAUCUGCACAGGCAGAUUAUCCAUACUGAAGCAUAUAUUGGUCAGUCAAAAGUGGAAUCUGCUGCUGCUGCUUGUCACUCAUAUGUAACACUGGAUUGACUGACUACUUUGAAAACCUGGUCACAUUCUAAAGCAAUGAAGAGAGCCAUCAGUGAACAUUGUGGUGUAUGGACAAUCCCAAUGCUUAGUUACUUUUACUGUUUCCAGUGCAUUGGUAUAAGGUUAGCUUGGUAAACAUUGUGGUGUACUUGAAUUGAGUGUUUUUAUAUAACUUACUCUCCUAGUGUAAACAUGACAGCCAGUGAAUUAGUUUGAAUUUUUACUUGACUUCUGUUAACCUGAUGGCUUAAAAGUUACUAAGAAUUGUAUAGUUUUGAGGGCUGUUUGAACAAUUGAUGGAUGACAAACAUGGUAAACUGAUUUCUGAGCAUUUUGUAUAGUUUUGUUGCUGGUUUUGUUUGAUUUGUUUUCUGACUGUUCUGGUAAAUAAGGUUAAUUGCUGCGUCAAUUCUGAUUUGGUUAUAUGAUUUUGUUUGGGUUGUUGAGUUGAAAUGGUUUUCUGAACUGGUGAUGAUCUCUGUUGCAUCAGUUUGCUGAUCUGCUAUACUAAUUUGCUAUUCUUCUGGUGCUGCUGUGAUGUUGCUGUUGUUGCUGAGAUGCUGUGGUGAUGCUGCUGUGAUGGUGAUUGUUACGAUGAGGUGCUGCGGUGUUGUUGAUGUUUGGAAGGGUGCAGGACUUUUUGUCCAAUCUGUAAUAGAUCAGGUUUUCAUUAAUGGGGGUUGUCAUUAGGUGUAAUUUCGGGCAACUGCUGGUGUUUUGGAUGGAAGGGUAUGGAGGGGGUAUUUUGUGUGAUUUCAUAUCAAUGUUAUUAGUUUGUUAUAGUGGUGCCUGAGGGAUGCCUCUUGUAAAGCUGUAAAUCUUUUAAAAAAUUAUAAAUGAGUUUGAAUUAUU
Camellia sinensis is the source of this 1463-nucleotide messenger RNA. NCBI's taxonomy places the organism in Eukaryota, Viridiplantae, Streptophyta, Magnoliopsida, Ericales, Theaceae. The record is from RefSeq and is a predicted model, not a curated record.